Messenger RNA from Ruditapes philippinarum (Manila clam), 2142 nucleotides. RefSeq names its product dual specificity protein phosphatase 3-like. Gene Ontology annotation, molecular function: MAP kinase phosphatase activity; protein tyrosine/serine/threonine phosphatase activity. The coding region runs from base 391 to 999 and encodes 202 amino acids. The record is from RefSeq and is a predicted model, not a curated record. Gene Ontology annotation, biological process: negative regulation of MAPK cascade; protein dephosphorylation. Gene Ontology annotation, cellular component: cytoplasm. Lineage: Eukaryota; Metazoa; Mollusca; Bivalvia; Venerida; Veneridae. The transcript has 4 exons.
UUGUUUUCGUAUUAGUCAAAAUUGAGAAAUAAUGAAAAAUCAUUUAAAUUGACACAUAGUUUAUAAAGUUUAACCUUAUAUUUUUAUUUUCUCUUGUAUCAAGGAUUUAAUUGAAUUAAUCAGUACUAUUUAAACGACUGGAAUUAUUGUUGUCGAUUCGUACUUUGUUAUUUUCAACCACGUACUUUACACUAUUCGUCCCGGUUAAACUAAUUGAUAAAUUGUAUAAAAGAAACAAUCGUUCACAAAAUUGAACAUCGACUGGAUUUGAUAAAAUAUAAAAUAUUGCCUUGAAGGUGGGGAUAAUCAAAGUUCAUCUUCACGAACUAUUUAUAAUGAGGUCAUUUCCGUAAAUUCAAGAAACCUUCUAGCGAUUACUUUACAUUUACCAUGGCGACAAAGGAUGUGGAUAAUGAAGGCAUUUCAGAGGAAGACCGACCGUACACACCGGAAGACUUGCUUAAAAUAAUAAAUGCGCCGUCUGGCGGACUUUCCAUGUUGCCGUCUGAUGCAUACAAUGAAGUAUAUCCGAAUAUUCUGCUUGGAGAAGAAUCUAUAGCAAAACAGCGUGUACAACUCCAAAAACUUGGUGUUACUCACGUGCUAAAUACAGCAGAAGGUAAAGAUGAUGGCUAUCACGUGCACACGAAUCACGUGAUGUAUCGUAAGGUUAAUAUAGAAUAUUUGGGAAUACCAGCCACAGAUAUGAUGAGUUUUAAUUUGUCGAAAUACUUCAAUAAAUGUGCAGAUUACAUUGAGGAUGCAUUAUCAAAUGGAGGUAAGAUACUUGUAAACUGUAAAGUAGGAGCCAGUCGAUCUGCCACCAUUGUGUUAGCGUUCCUAAUGUUGAAACGCCACCUACCUGUCCAAGAUGCAGUGCGUCUUGUAAGAAAAGAGCGGGAAAUUUGUCCGAAUGACGGCUUCUUGCAACAGCUUUGUGAUUUAAACGAAAUUUUAAAGAAAAAAGGACAUUUUAAAUGCACUGAAGAGAUACGAUAAUUGGAUAUACUGAAUUAUAACUUUGCUGGACGCUGAAUUUAUGUUUUUAAACUCUGGUACCUUUCAGAUCCCAUAAUACCUGUGAUACUGGAAAACAAAGUACUUUCGUGUAUUUUUUAUAUUUACAGUGAAAUUGAUUUUUCAUUUGAAGACAGAUCAAGCUUCCGUCCAUCCCUGUUGUAAAUUUAUCAUGUUGUAUAUAACACUUUUUAUGCCCCCUUCGAAGAAGAUGGGUAUAUUGUCUGUUUGUCGUCGGUAGACCACAUGGUUUCCGCUGAUUAUCUUAAAAAAUAUCUAUCACAAAGUGUUCAUAUUACACAUACUGAUUGAUCAUAACUGGUAGAUGACCACUAUUGAUUUUAGGGUCACUAGGUCAAAGGUCAAGGUCACAGGAUCCUUAAAUAUCAGAAUGAUUUCCGCAUAUUAUCUUGAAAACGAUCCAUCACAAAGUAUUUAUAUUUCACACACUGAUUGGUUAUAACUAGUAGAUGACCUCUAUUGAUUUUGGGAUCACUAGGUCAACGGUCAAGGUCACAGGGACCUUAAAUGUUAGAAUGGUGUCUGCUCAUCUUGAAAGCUAUUUAUAACAAAGUCUUCGUAUUUCACAUAUUGAUUGGUCAUAACUAGUUAAUGACCCCUAUUGAUUUUGAGGUCACUAGGUCAAAAGUCAAGGUAACAAGGGCCUUGAAUGGUAGUAUGGUUUGCGCUCAUUAUCUUGAAAGCUUUAUAUCACAAAGUCUUCAUAUUUCACAUAAUGAUUGAUCGUAACUAGAAGAUGUUCACUUUUGAUUUUGGGGUCAAUAGUUCAAUAUCAAGGUCACAUUUGUGCAAUUUUCUCUUGUCUUUCAUUUCAUCGUUCAGACGCUUGCUGUUUAAUCUUUCAUCAAUCAGAAUUAUUAUUUCGUUUGUAAACUUAGUAUGAAGACUGUUUCGAAUAACUUUGUUCAAUCUCUGUUCGUCUAAAUGUAUGGAGGCUUAUUUUUUCCACCUAACAUCUGCAACCCGUGGUACUGAAAUCUGGAUUAACUGAAUAUACUAUGGCGCAAGAGACGUUCACAAGCCGAAAAAUAAUAUCUUAACUUUUUUCUUUUAUCGGAGAGAAAUUACUCUAAAUAGCAAAUGUAAUAAAACAACUGUUUUGUU